Microthlaspi erraticum is the source of this 591-nucleotide messenger RNA. The record is from the annotation of a GenBank genome assembly. NCBI's taxonomy places the organism in Eukaryota, Viridiplantae, Streptophyta, Magnoliopsida, Brassicales, Brassicaceae.
AUGAAGCUUCUAUUCCCAAAGGAGCUUAUUGAUGAGAAUCUAGAAGGAUUCAAGGAGAGAGUGACAAGAACUCUAAAGCUUUUUCCUAAGGCAGUAGUGCCAAGGGACAUUCAUGGAGAGAUUGUCUAUCCAGCUGUGAAUCACCCACCAGAUACUCAUUGCAAGGAGAAAAGACUUGGAGGAUCAAGAUGCCUCUUGUCUCCAUCUUCUCCUGAGCGCCAAGCCUUACAGAUAGAAGGAGAAAAAGGUGUGAAAACACAAUCCGCGCCAAAACAUUGGCCGCGGACGCGCAAAAGAAUUUUGGCCGAGCAAUUCUCAUCUGGCCGACCGUUACGGUCGAGCCGGGAAGGAAUAGCUCGUGCUCGGCCGGAUUCACUCAUCGCGCGACAAAACGUUCGCGCGACGCACGAACCGGGAAGAAAUAGGCCGCGAUCGGCCGAUUUUGUAUCGGAACGGACCGACCGUGCCGGUCGAUCCGGGAAACAAACUCGGCCUCGGCCGAAUUCUCUCGCCAAAACGAAUUUGGCCGACCAAAUCGCUCGACCGCGACAAAAUCGGCCAUCGGCCCAAAACUUUUCUAGGCCAAGGUAA